Aspergillus tanneri is the source of this 720-nucleotide messenger RNA. RefSeq lists its product as uncharacterized. Lineage: Eukaryota; Fungi; Ascomycota; Eurotiomycetes; Eurotiales; Aspergillaceae. The coding region runs from base 1 to 720 and encodes 239 amino acids. The record is from RefSeq and is a predicted model, not a curated record. The transcript has a single exon.
AUGGGCCUUGAGAAUGACGAUUUGGCCGUUUCCCAAAAUCUUCAAACCCUUUCGUUUGGAAUCACCUUUCCUGUCACCUGCAUCCUUUGUAUCCUAGUCCUUGUCCAGCGCAUCCGACGACAACCGCAGGGCAGGUUCGCUCCGUCACAGAGGCAAAUGGAUCCAUCGCCUUCUUCGCCAGACAUGUCUGGUGGCAAAGAGCAGCAGCCAGUGGGCAAAGAGGCGCCCUAUUUCAGAGACCCAUCCUACAAUGCUACUACCAAAUUCCCUUCAGCCUGUGAUAUCCUGCAGCCUUUGUCUCAGUUGGCUCCUUUGCCAUCAAGUGGCUAUCUCGCUGCAGUUCUAGGCCGGGAGCGCCGUGAUGGCAACAAGCAAUCAUAUCCAGAGGACCAGACCCCUACAGCCUACCUUGGCUCGUCUGCCACUAGCUCGGGCGGUACUAGUCGUCCAGCUACUUCGGACACGAAUGAGAGCUCCUAUCGCUCAGGCUCGAUCUCCGGAGGAUCUGAUGCAUCUCGUCGCGGGUCCGAAGAUCCGCAGCAAAUUGCCCUCUCACCGACAGGGUGGCGUAUAGAAGGCGAUCCAGAAGAGUUUACCGGCCUGUCCGGUUCAGAGGGGGUCCAAUCGGUCCAGAAGCGAAGUCAGACAGUCCAAUAUCUCUACGAUGUAGAUGACGAGCGUGUACGAACAUGGAAACGAAUGAUGGUUGAGUACCACUGA